Molecule: messenger RNA, 2616 nt
Organism: Elephantulus edwardii (Cape elephant shrew)
Lineage: Eukaryota; Metazoa; Chordata; Mammalia; Macroscelidea; Macroscelididae
Gene: FCHO1
Product: FCH domain only 1
Exons: 25
Coding region: 118-2616 (832 amino acids)
Biological process (GO): clathrin coat assembly; clathrin-dependent endocytosis
Cellular component (GO): cytoplasm; clathrin-coated pit; clathrin-coated vesicle
Source: RefSeq, a predicted model, not a curated record
AAAAACCACGGUUUUGAGGUUCUCUAUCACAGCGUGAAGCAGGGGCCCAUCUCCACCAAAGAGCUGGCAGACUUCAUUCGGGAAAGGGCUACCAUCGAAGAGACUUACUCGAAAGCAAUGGCGAAACUCUCCAAGCUGGCCAGCAAUGGGACCCCUGUGGGGACCUUCGCCCCGCUCUGGGAAGUCUUUCGUGUCUCCUCGGACAAGCUGGCACUCUGCCACCUGGAACUGACACGGAAGCUGCAGGACCUCAUCAAGGACGUGCUGCGCUAUGGCGAGGAGCAGCUCAAGACACAGAAGAAGUGCAAAGAGGAGGUGGUGGGCACUCUGGACGCGGUGCAGGUGCUCGCAGGGGUCAACCAGCUGCUGCCCAAGUCUCGUGACAAUUACCUGAACCGCUGCAUGGACCAGGAGCGCCUGCGCAGAGAGAGCACCAGCCAGAAGGAGAUGGACAAGGCCGAAUCUAAGACCAAGAAGGCAGCUGAGAGCCUGCGACGCUCCGUGGAAAAGUACAACUCGGCCCGGGCGGACUUCGAGCAGAAGAUGCUGGACUCUGCUCUGCGCUUCCAAGCCAUGGAGGAGGCCCAUCUGAGACAUAUGAAGGCGCUGCUGGGCUCUUUUGCCCACUCGGUAGAGGACACACAUGUACAGAUUGGGCAGGUCCAUGAGGAGUUUAAGCAGAACAUAGAGAAUGUCAGUGUGGAGAUGCUGCUCAGGAAGUUUGCAGAGAGCAAAGGCACAGGCCGGGAGAAGCCAGGGCCCUUGGACUUCGAGGCGUACAGCGCAGCUGCCCUGCAGGAAGCAAUGAAACGUCUGCGAGGAGCCAAGGCCUUCCGCCUUCCAGGACUGAGCCGGAGGGAGCGGGAGCCUCCAGCAGCCAUAGACUCCGGGGAGCCUGAUUCAGGGACCUGUCCAGAGGUGGAUGAAGAAGGCUUCACCGUGCGGCCAGAUGUGACCCAGAACAGUACAGCGGAGCCCUCGCGUUUCUCGUCUAGUGACUCUGACUUUGACGAUGAGGAGCCCCGGAAGUUCUAUGUGCACAUCAAGCCCGCCCCACCCCGGGCACCAGCCUGCAGCCCGGAGGCAGCCGCAGCCCAGCUCAGGGCCACUGCAGGCAGCCUCAUCCUCCCUCCUGGUCCAGGGGGCACUAUGAAACGUCACUCUUCACGGGACACCACUGGGAAACCGCAGAGGCCCCGAUCUGCCCCGAGGACCAGCAGCUGUGCAGAAAAGCCGCAAUCAGAGGAGCAGUUUUCCAAGAGCCUCUUUGGGCCGCCCCUUGAGUCAGCCUUUGACCACGAAGAUUUUACAGGGUCCAGCAGCCUCGGCUUCACCUCCAGCCCUUCCCCUUUCUCAUCCUCAUCACCUGAAAAUGUGGAGGACUCAGGCCUCGACUCCCCUUCCCACGUGGCACUCGGCCCCUCCCCGGACUCCUGGGUGACCCGGCCAGGCACCCCGCAGAGCCCGCCGAGCAGGAGGGCGCUGCCCCCCGAGUGUAGGGGGGCACGGGCCCCUCUGCGAUCUGACUCACCGCAGCCCCUCUCAGCGUCCCUGGGCCCCUGGGGGCUGGAGGCCGUGGGCGGAGGAGACCUGACAUCAUCCUCUGCUGACCUCACAGCCCGAGAGGGCCUGGCAGCCCCACCCCGAAGACCCCGCUCCAGGAAGGUGUCCUGUUCCCUCACCCGUAGCAAUGGAGACCUGUCUCGCUCACUGAGUCCCUCUCCACUGGGCACUGCCCCUGAAAGGCCCAGCUUCUCAACCCAGACAGGACACGGAGUCUCCCGAGGCCCAAGCCCUGUGGUCCUGGGCUCCCAAGAUGCCCUGCCCGUGGCCACAGCUUUCACAGAGUAUGUCCACGCCUACUUUCGUGGCCACAACCCUAGCUGCUUGGCGCGAGUAACUGGGGAGCUGACCAUGACCUUCCCAGCUGGCAUCGUGCGUGUAUUCAGCGGGACCCCGCCCCCACCUGUCCUUAGUUUCCGCCUUGUGCACACGGCCCCCAUUGAGCACUUCCAGCCCAACUCGGAUCUGCUCUUCAGUGACCCCUCCCAGAGCGACCCUGAGGCCAAAGACUUCUGGCUCAACAUGGCAGCUCUGACAGAGGCCCUGCAGCGCCAGGCAGAGCAGAACCCGGCUGCCUCCUACUAUAACAUGGUGCUGCUGCGUUACCAGUUCUCCCGCCCUGGUGCCCAGUCGGUGCCCCUGCAGCUGAGUGCCCACUGGCAGUGCAGUGCAGCCCUCACCCAAGUCUCAGUGGAGUACAGCUACCGGCCUGGCGCCACACCUGUGCCCACAUCACUCACUAACGUCCAGAUACUGCUGCCUGUGGGAGAGCCUGUGACCAACGUCCGCCUCCAGCCUGCUGCCACCUGGAACCUGGAGGAGAAGCGGCUCCUGUGGAGGCUUCCAGACGUGUCAGAGGCCGGGGGCUCCGGCCGCCUGUCUGCCAGCUGGGAGCCACGCUCAGGACCCAGCACCCCCAGCCCCGUGGCCGCGCAGUUCACCAGUGAGGGGACCACCCUGUCAGGCGUGGACCUGGAGCUCGUGGGCAGCGGCUACCGCAUGUCACUAGUGAAGAGGAGGUUUGCCACAGGAAUGUACCUGGUGAGCUGCUGA